GUCAGUGACGCAUAUAGUCUACUGUACAUUCAGAUGCAGAUGGAGGCUAUGAAAUAAACAAAACAUCAUCGCCAUUUAGUACGGGAGAAAGCGGCGAGCAGUGCAGGCUACGGUAGGAGUAGUGUUUUGGCCAGCCAUGCCUGUUGCCGUGGCAGCAGCAGCAAGACAGGAAGUGUGUGUGUGAGUACGCCCAGUCCGGUGGUUUCCGCGGGGAUGAACAUGCCACUGCACCAGAUCUCUGUCAUCCCCCGUGAUGUCCCUUCCUCCCGGGUCAGCAGCAGCGGAAAGGCCAAGGACAAAGACAAACAGAAUGAGAAGCCCCUCGGUCAUUCUGCCAGCAGGUCCAGCAAUAUUUCCAAGGCGGGGAGCCCCACCUCCGUCAACGCCCCCUGCAACUUCUCACGAACGUCGGUCACCCCCUCCAACCAGGACAUCUGCAGGAUCUGUCACUGUGAAGGAGAUGAUGAGAGCCCGUUGAUAACACCGUGCCACUGCACGGGCAGCCUGCGUUUCGUCCACCAGGCGUGCCUGCAGCAGUGGAUCAAGUCCUCAGACACACGCUGCUGUGAACUCUGCAAGUACCAGUUCAUCAUGCAGACCAAGCUCAAACCCCUGCGCAAGUGGGAGAAGCUCCAGAUGACGUCUAGUGAGAGGAGGAAGAUCAUUUGUUCUGUGACGUUCCAUGUCAUCGCCAUCACCUGCGUGGUGUGGUCCCUCUACGUGCUCAUCGACCGCACUGCAGACGAGAUCAGAGCAGCCGGAAGAAUCCCAGGUAUCCUGGAGUGGCCAUUCUGGACCAAACUGGUGGUGGUAGCCAUCGGCUUCACUGGCGGCCUGGUCUUCAUGUACAUCCAGUGUAAAGUCUACAUCCAGCUGUGGCGAAGACUCAAGGCCUACAACCGGGUGAUCUACGUCCAGAAUCGCCCGGAGACGUGUAAAAAGCAGAUGUUGGAGAAGCCUCCUCUCAUGGAGCCCAAUGUGGAGCACAAGGAGGCUCUGGCCCCGACCCAGUCAGACACAAACUCCUCCCAGUACACAGAGACAGAAGACUACAGUAUGGAAGUGCUCCAUGUCUGACCGACAUAUACACACAUACAGGGACACACCAUGUCUGACCCACAUAUACACACAUACAGGGACACACCAUGUCUGACCCACAUAUACACACAUACAGGGACACACCAUGUCUGACCCACAUAUACACACAUACAGGGACACACCAUGUCUGACCCACAUAUACACACAUACAGGGACACACCAUGUCUGACCCACAUAUACACACAUACAGGGACACACCAUGUCUGACCCACAUAUACACACAUACAGGGACACACCAUGUCUGACCCACAUAUACACACAUACAGGGACACACCAUGUCUGACCCACAUAUACACACAUACAGGGACACACCAUGUCUGACCAACAUAUACACACAUACAGGGACACACCAUGUCUGACCCACAUAUACACACAUACAGGCACACACCAUGUCUGACCCACAUAUACACACAUACAGGGACACACCAUGUCUGACCAACAUAUACACACAUACAGGGACACACCAUGUCUGACACACAUAUACACACAUACAGGGACACACCAUGUCUGACACACAUAUACACACAUACAGGGACACACCAUGUCUGACCCACAUAUACACACAUACAGGGACACACCAUGUCUGACCCACAUAUACACACAUACAGGGACACACCAUGUCAGACCCACAUAUACACACAUACAGGGACACACCAUGUCAGACCCACAUAUACACACAUACAGGGACACACCAUGUCUGACACACAUAUACACACAUACAGGGACACACCAUGUCUGACACACAUAUACACACAUACAGGGACACACCAUGUCUGACCCACAUAUACACACAUACAGGGACACACCAUGUCUGACCCACAUAUACACACAUACAGGGACACACCAUGUCAGACCCACAUAUACACACAUACAGGGACACACCAUGUCAGACCCACAUAUACACACAUACAGGGACACACCAUGUCUGACCAACAUACAAGGCAUUCAGAAAGUAUUUAGAUACCUUGACUUUUUCCACAUUUCUUUUACGUGACAUCCUUGUUCUAAAAUGGAUUAAAUUGAUUUCCCCCUCAUCAAUCUACACACAAUACCAGAUAAUGACAAAGCAAAAUCAGGUUUUUAGACAUUUUUGCAAUUGUAUAUAUAACCCCCCAGAAAUAUCACAUUUACAUAAGUAUUCAGACCCUUUACUCAGUACUUUGUUGAUGUACCUUUUGCAGCAAUUACAGCCUUGAGUUUGUUGGGUAUGAUGCUACAAGCUGAUGACACACCUGUAUUUGGGGAGUUUAUAACCUUCCUCUCUGUAGAUCCUUCAAGCUCUAUCAGGUUGGAUGGGAUGCGUCGCUGCACAGCUAUUUUCAGGUCUCCCCAGAGAUGUUUGAUCGGGUUGAAGUACGGGCUCUGGCUGGGCCACUCAAUGAUAUUAAGAGACUUGUCCCGAAGCCACUCGUGCGUUGUCUUGGCUGUGUGCUUAGGGUCAUUGUCCUGUUGGAAGGUGAACCUUCGCCCCAGUCUGAGGUGCUGAGUGCUCUGGAGCAGGUUUUCAUCAAGGAUAUCUCUGUACCGUUCCGUUCAUCUUUCCCUCAUUCCUGACGGGUCUCGUCUGUCCCUUCCGCUGAAAAACAUCCCCACAGCAUGAUGCUGCCAUCACCAUGCUUCACCAUAGGGAUGGUGCCAGGUUUCCUCCAGACAUGAUGCUGCCAUCACCAUGCUUCACCAUAGGGAUGGUGCCAGGUUUCCUCCAGACAUGAUGCUGCCAUCACCAUGCUUCACCAUAGGGAUGGUGCCAGGUUUCCUCCAGACAUGAUGCUGCCAUCACCAUGCUUCACCAUAGGGAUGGUGCCAGGUUUCCUCAAGAGUUCAAUCUUGGUUUCAUCAGACCAGAGAAUCUUGUUUCUUUUGGUCUGAGAGUCCUUUAGGUACCUUUUGGCAAACUUCAAGUGGGCUGUCAUGUGCCUUUUACUGAGGAGUGGCUUCCGUCUGGCCACUCUACCAUAAAGGCCUGAUUGGUGGAGUGCUGCAGAGAUGGUUCGUCCUUCUGGAAGGUUCUCCCAUCUACACAGAGGAACUCUGGAUCUCUGUCAGUGACCAUCGGGUUCUUGUUCACCUUCCUGACCAAGGCUCUUCUCCCCCGAUUGCUUAGUUUAGCUGGGCGGCCAGCUCUAGGAAGAGUCUUGGAGGAUCCAAACUUCUUCCAUUUAAGAAUGAUGGAGGCUACUGUGUUCUUGGAGACCUUCAAUGCUGCAGACAUUUUUUGGUACCCUUCCCCAGAUCUGUGCCUCGACACAAUCCUGUCUCGGAACUCUACGGACACAUCCUUCGAACUCAUGGCUUGGUUUUUGCUAUGACAUGCACUAUCAACUCUGUGUCCUUUUAUAAACCGGUUAUUUGACUUUACAAAUCAUGUCCAAUCAAUUGAAUUUACCACAAGUGGACUUCAUUCAAGUUGUAUGGACAGCUCAAGGAUGAUCAAUGGAAACAGGAUGCACCUGAGCUCAAUUUCGAGUCUCAUAGCAAAGGGUCAGAAUACUUAUGUAAAUAAGAUGUUUUUUAUUUUUAAUACAUUUGCUAACAUUUCUAAAAACCUGUUUUCACUUUAUGGGGUAUUGUGUGUAGAUGAAUAAGAAUUAAAAUUAUUUUAAUUGA
This is a messenger RNA of Oncorhynchus nerka (sockeye salmon), 3705 nucleotides long. Its product is annotated as E3 ubiquitin-protein ligase MARCHF8-like. Gene Ontology annotation, molecular function: MHC protein binding; ubiquitin protein ligase activity; zinc ion binding. Bases 214 to 1077 code for a protein of 287 amino acids. Gene Ontology annotation, cellular component: late endosome membrane; lysosome; cytoplasm. The transcript is spliced from 8 exons. Gene Ontology annotation, biological process: antigen processing and presentation of peptide antigen via MHC class II; protein polyubiquitination; immune response. NCBI's taxonomy places the organism in Eukaryota, Metazoa, Chordata, Actinopteri, Salmoniformes, Salmonidae. The record is from RefSeq and is a predicted model, not a curated record.